Molecule: messenger RNA, 720 nt
Organism: Melanaphis sacchari
Lineage: Eukaryota; Metazoa; Arthropoda; Insecta; Hemiptera; Aphididae
Exons: 6
Coding region: 16-720 (234 amino acids)
Biological process (GO): intracellular protein transport
Molecular function (GO): protein binding
Source: RefSeq, a predicted model, not a curated record
UGUCAUAAAUUUGAUAUGAAUGAUUUACCAAGUAAAAUCGAUGAAUCUAUGCGAUGUAUACUACAAGCUAUAUUCAUCAUGGAAACGAUUGGUGUACCAGAGGACAAUAUGUUAUUAAAGAAUGCUUAUGUGAUAAAAGCAAAAAUAUUAGAAGAAACAGCAGAACAAAUAGAUCUUAGUAAUGAUAUAGAUGAAAUAGAGGCACAGUGGAAGUUUAUGAUAUUAAAAGAAGCUCAUACCUAUCAUUUAAAUAGAUUAAACAGUAUUAUGCUAUCAGUUGGAGAACACUCUGUGCUUGCAGCAAAAGCAUACAAAUCACUAGGAACUUUUUAUUUAAAUCAGGAUAAUUUUUUGCUAAGUGAAGAAGUAAAUUUAAAAGCAGUUGAAAUCAGUAAAUUAAUUUUAGGUGAAAACCACAUUGAAGUUGCUCGACCUUUAAGGUCAUUGGGUAUUUUAUUUUUAGAUUAUAUUCACAAUUUUCAACGGGCUGAAGAAUGUUUAUUGCAAUCAUUACAAAUUUAUAAAAAUGUCAAUGAUACCCCUCCAUUUCAUGCUUUAAUGUGUAAUGAGUUCUAUCAAUAUUUGGAAACGGUGGAUUCAUUAUAUGAAGAUUGGCAUUAUGAUUUUUAUUUUGAAUCAAUUGAUUUGGACUGUGCAAAAGACGAUUUGAGUAUGGAAAAGUUUAAAUGCAUAUUAAAUGGUUGUAGUUGUGCUCAGUAG